Dermatophagoides farinae (American house dust mite) is the source of this 1672-nucleotide messenger RNA. RefSeq names its product palmitoyltransferase ZDHHC3. Gene Ontology annotation, molecular function: palmitoyltransferase activity. NCBI's taxonomy places the organism in Eukaryota, Metazoa, Arthropoda, Arachnida, Sarcoptiformes, Pyroglyphidae. The record is from RefSeq and is a predicted model, not a curated record.
AAUCUGUAUAUAUCAUUAAAUGAUGUAAAUCUAACCAAACCUAACCUGUUUUAUCAACAAAAUCGUUUUAACGAUUAUUUUCAUCAUCCACAACACAACAGCAAUAAUUGUCGUCAGAAUUUUUUUCAAUCAAUCAAUAUAUAUGAUAUAAUUUGACGAAAUUUUAACCAACAACAACAACGACAACAUUCCUUUUUAUGAUAAUAAAUAAAACAAAGAAUGAAAGAUGACCAAAAUAUGCGACAUAAAAUACAACAUAACGAAACAUGGUUUGUCAAAGAUGUAUGCGGAAUUAUUUGUGCUUUAUUUUCUUACAUAUUAAUAAUUUUCGCUCAAUAUGUAUUGAUUACGGUUAUUUGGUCACCAGAAGAGAAUACGAUUCUCAAAAUGAUCAAUAUAGUUGUAUUUGAAUUUUUUGUUUUCCUUGCAUUCGCUGCUCACCUACGAACAAUGUUCACUGACCCGGGAUCGGUGCCUAAAGGAACCGCAACGAAAGAAGCGAUUGAACAACUAGGUCUUAUCGAUGGCCAAGUUCUUUAUAAAUGUACGAAAUGUUCAUGUAUCAAACCGGAACGUGCACAUCAUUGUUCAGUUUGUCAACGAUGUAUAUCGAAAAUGGAUCAUCAUUGUCCAUGGGUUAAUAAUUGUGUGGGUGAAAAUAAUCAAAAAUUUUUCGUCCUUUUCACUUUUUAUAUUGCCAUCAUUUCAAUACAUGCAUUGGUAAUGGUAUUCAAUCAUUUUAUGAAAUGUUUGGACAAUGAAUGGAAACUUGAUUCAAAUUCAACAUUAUGUGGUACAACAUACAAAGAUCCAAAAACUGGAUUCGUCAUGUCAUCAUCACCGGCACCGAUCAACAUUAUACUAUUGAUAUGUGUUGUAUUCGAAGGCUUGCUAUUCGCUAUAUUCACAUUAAUCAUGUUUGCUGUACAAAUGCAAGCCAUUUGGAAUGAUGAGACCAGUAUUGAACAGUUGAAAAAAGAAACAAAUAAACGUUGGAGCCGUCGACAACGAUGGCGUAAUAUGCGAGCCGUAUUUGGUCUAAAAGGUUUUAGUAUGGCCUGGUUUUCACCAUUUACCAGAGUUGAAUCUAAAGCCUAUGUUGAAUCAAAUUAUACUGUUUAAUCAUUGAGAUGAUUGGCGAAUCUGUAAAUAUUAUAAUUCCAAGCCAUUCAUAUCUCUAUCAUCAUCAUCAUCAUUUUAUCGUUCAUCAUAUUCAUCAAGGAGAAAAAAAACGCAUACAUCACGUUACGAACCAAUAUUUUCGGAAAAAAACAGGCGCCAAUUUACAGAGGACCACCGCCAAAUAUUAUUAUUUGUUGCUGUAUCAUCAUCAUCAUCAUCAUCAUGGUCGGUCGAUCAAUCGGUGUUGAUUAUGAUGAUGAUUAUGAUCAGAGAUCAUAUCAAAAAAGAAAAACGAUUUACUUUGAAGAAUCUGUACAUAAAUUCACUAGCCUCUCUCUCUCUCACUUUAUUUAGCAAUAAACAACGAAAAUUGAUGGCCAUAAAUUCUACGACCAUGAUGAUGAUGAUGAUGAUGAUGAUGAUGAUCACGAGGAUAAUGUUUCUGUAAAUAAAAUCCGAACCAAUAAGAAUAAGAUAUAUAUACACACACACAGAGAGAAACAUCGAAUGCUUCAGAAACGAAUUUUUUUUUAAUUUAUCUGUUAUUUAA